AUGGGAAUUAACUUCAGGGACAUUGCUUAUGUUAUUCACUAUGGGCCUCCUCGUAAUAUUGAAGAUUUUGUCCACGAAAUUGGUCGUGUUGGCCGCGAUGGCAGGAAGGCAGUUUCAGCAUUAUUUUACCAAGGGAAACAUUUGCGGAAAUGCGAGAAGGCAGUAAAAAGGUAUGCCAAGGAGAACACCUGUUUGCGAAACCUUUUAAUGUCAGAAUUUGAAGAACUUAACAGCACUGUGGGAAAUCAUAGCUGUUGCUUGUCAUGCCAUUUGAAGUGUCUAUGCAGUGACACAAAGUGCAACAUUGACAUACCGUUUACUCAACACAUUUCUCAAGUGAGGGGUUCCUCCAAAGAGUCUUUAAAGAAAAGAAAGACUACCCUUCAACAGAGAGUACUGCUUGAAGAAUUGUUGAGGGACAGGCAAAGGGAACUCUCUUCUAGGUGCUCAGUCUAUUACCUGUCUCCUGAGUAUACAAAUGGAUUUAGCGAUAAUCUGAUGAAGUCACUGCUGUCUCAUUGUAAGUACAUUUUUAAUGUGGAUUACAUACAGUAAAAACCCAUGUAUAAGAACCUAGGUUUUUCCAAGUUAGCCUAAACAGGUUCUUAUCUAAAUAGUAUUUAGUGUAAAAUUAGGCUAACUAGGUUCUUAAUUAGGUUCUUAACUUUUGUUCAAGAACUAAAGCUCAAUUUUUAAAUGAUCUGGUGUUUAAUGUCCAAAAACAGUAUUCUUGGAGGCUUCGUUAAGCAAAAUACUAUACUAUUUUAAUCUGAUUCUGUUACAAUCAAACCUAUGGUAAAGUUUUAUGUAACCAUGCUAUAGUGUUUAGAGUAUUAUUGCAUACAGACUGUGUUAUAUAUAUAUUUUUUUUUCUUGAGAAAAUUUCUUAAUUCUAUAUAUAUAUAUUUUUUUUGGAAAAUAGGAACCUGUUUUAGGAUUUUAGCCUAAAAUGGUUCUCAUGUGAAGGGUGCUUAAAAAUGAAAUUUUAGCCUAACAGGUUCUUAAAUGUUCGGUUCUUAUACGCGGGUUUUUACUGUAAUGGAGAAUUUGCCUGUUUUCAAAAAAGGGCAUGCUUGUGAUAUCCUUUAUAUGGUUAGAGAUUCUUUUGAAGAUUUUGAAAUUAAUGAUGAGACACUGACAGGCACUGACAAUCAAGAACUUGUUUUUUCUGAGACAUUUGACCUUGAAUAUGGUGGAAUCUAUAGCAACAGCGAAGGCAGUGACAGUGACUUUUUCACAGAUUCUGAGUUGUAGUAACAACUUACUUCUUACUUCUAUUGCAGUAAGCGACUAAAGGCAGUAAACCAUUCUGCAGUUUGAAAGGUACACUGUUUAUUUCAAUAAAAAUAGAGGAAUGGGUCUAUUUUGAAAACAAGUAUAAUAUACAUUCAUAAUAGAAAAGAAUUUCCAGAAGACUAAAAAACUUAAUGGGGCUCAGGGAUUACAACAUAGCAAAAAUUCAGUGUCUUAAAUUUUGUAUAAUGCAACAAAAACUUAAUGUUUUUCAUUAUUACCACUGGGAAAUUCUGGUUUACCUUACAUAUGUAACUCCUGUGUCUUCACGCACGUUAAUUUUAAAAUUUUCUGCCUCUUGCCUUAGUUCAUAGAAAUUUAAACAGCUGUUUUAACAAGGUUUUGACAGUCUGACAAAAAGCACAAAAGCGUCACCCACAAUGCUUUCAGUUUCUAUGGGUUGUUUUCAUUAAGAAAUAUUGGACACACUUUUGAUCGUGCUAGCCCUGUCAAUCAAAUCAACACAGUUAGGUAAACAUCAUCUAUUCAUGUACAGAUUUCAGUUUCAGCUUUUGCCUCAAAUCACCCCUGCUACCACAAUCGGGUAGUAGUAGGAGUGAUUUGUGCCAAAAGUUUCCAGGGCAUCGAGUAAGCUACAACUGAAGGAAAACCUUUUUUUAAAAAAAACAGCAAGGUAUUUUGCAUUCUAAGACAGCGCAUCAGAAAUGUAUCAAACUGUCUUGAAAUAAACAUGCUUGAGAAUAGAUUAUUCUCUCCUUUUUUUUCUUCUGAAUCAAGGGGUCCAUUUGCAAUACGCCACUUGCACUAAGAAGUCACGUGACCAAUGCUUCCUUUCAACAAUGAGUUGGAAUCUUGCUAAUGCCAAAAAUUGACAGAGCACAAAAAAAUUAUCUUACACCCGAAAUUUGAGAGGAAACACAUUUAAGGGAGACAUUUUAUGGCAAUUUGACUUUUUGAACAACAAAGUAGUAUGAUUUGUAUUGGCUGCCAUGAGGGAGGGCAUACUCUUGCCCUCCAACAUGGCAGCCAAAACUACUUUUUGCUUAUAUCUUGUUAAAAGUUUAGUAGUUACACUCAGAUGUUCUGUAAACGUUACCACAUCAUCUUUUCAACGUUUUCCUUUAAGUUUACUUGCAAAAUUGGUGUUCAGAAAGAGGUAA
This is a messenger RNA of Porites lobata, 2414 nucleotides long. The record is from the annotation of a GenBank genome assembly. Lineage: Eukaryota; Metazoa; Cnidaria; Anthozoa; Scleractinia; Poritidae.